GCUCAGCAGUUGAAAACACUCAUGGUCGAUGCCAAGGGAAGGAACAUGAAAUGUCUGACUUUCUUCUUAAUGCUGCCUGAGUCAGUAAAAAGCAAGUCAAGCAAAAGCUCCAAGAAGGGGAAUGCCAGUGGCAGCCCCAAACUGCCCCCUGUCUGCUAUGAGAUUAUCACUCUAAGGAACAAAAAGAAGAAGAAGAUGGCAGCGGACAUAUUUCCUACCAAAAAGCCGGCACCUGCCACGACUGUUCAACAGUACCAGCAGCAGAACCUCAACAACAACAACACUAUACAUAACUGUAACUGGCAAGGACUCUACUCCACUAUCAGAGAAAGAAAUUCUGUGAUGUACAACAAUGAGCUAAUGGCAGAUGUUCACUUUGUGGUGGGUCAGCCUGGAAGGACCAAAAGGCUUCCAGGGCACAGAUAUGUCUUGGCUGUGGGCAGCUCAGUAUUUCACGCCAUGUUUUAUGGUGAACUGGCCGAAAAUGACGAUGAGAUUCAUAUUCCGGAUGUGGAACCCGCUGCUUUUCUGGCAAUGUUGAAGUACAUCUACUGCGAUGAGAUCGACUUGAGUGCUGACACAGUUUUAGCCACUCUUUACGCCGCCAAAAAGUAUAUUGUCCCCCAUCUAGCGCGUGCCUGCGUAAACUUCCUGGAGACCAGCCUGAGCGCCAAGAACGCCUGCGUGCUGCUCUCCCAGAGCUGCCUGUUCGAAGAGCCCGAGCUGACUCAGCGCUGCUGGGAAGUGAUCGACGCUCAGGCCGAUCUGGCGCUACGCUCCGAGGGUUUCUGCGACAUCGACUCGCAGACCCUCCAAAGCAUCCUCCAGCGAGAGACACUUAACGCUAAAGAGAUAGUUGUCUUUGAGGCGGCGCUCAGCUGGGCUGAGGCUGAGUGUCAGAGACAGGAGCUCACUUUGUCCACUGACAACAAGCGGAAGGUUUUGGGUAAGGCCAUGUACCUGAUUCGCAUCCCCACCAUGGCCCUGGAUGACUUUGCCAAUGGAGCGGCCCAGUCGGGCGUGCUGACGCUUAAUGAGACCAACGACAUCUUCCUUUGGUACACAGCUGCCAAGAAGCCUGAACUUCAAUUUGCCAGCCAGCCAAGGAAAGGCCUGACACCCCAGCGCUGCCACAGGUUCCAGUCAUGCGCCUACCGGAGCAAUCAGUGGCGUUAUCGAGGUCGCUGCGACAGCAUACAGUUUGCCGUGGACAAGCGAGUUUUCAUUGCGGGUUUCGGCCUCUAUGGCUCCAGUUGUGGAUCGACAGAGUACAGUGCCAAGAUAGAGCUCAAACGUCAAGGAGUGCUGAUGGGACAAAAUCUCAACAAAUACUUCUCGGAUGGCUCCAGCAACACUUUCCCGGUGUGGUUUGAGUACCCGGUGCAGAUCGAGCCUGAUACCUUCUACACCGCCAGUGUGGUUCUUGAUGGGAAUGAACUGAGUUACUUUGGACAGGAAGGCAUGACAGAGGUGCAGUGUGGGAAGGUGACUUUUCAAUUCCAGUGCUCAUCAGACAGCACUAAUGGCACAGGAGUGCAAGGGGGUCAAAUUCCUGAGCUUAUCUUCUACGCCUAA
Nerophis lumbriciformis (worm pipefish) is the source of this 1575-nucleotide messenger RNA. The record is from RefSeq and is a predicted model, not a curated record. NCBI's taxonomy places the organism in Eukaryota, Metazoa, Chordata, Actinopteri, Syngnathiformes, Syngnathidae.